AGAGGACGCCGAGAAGCCGCGGCUCCCGGACAACAUGUCCUUCACGACGGACGGCGCGUUCCUGGGCGUGCCGACGCACACCGACAACGGGUCCUCGGGAGGCAGCGCGGGACACAAGCGGUCCCCUCGAAGCCGCAAAAAAUCCACCCGACUGAUGAAGGAAACGAAGGAGAGGGUGUCCCUCGCCAGCAGACUGGACAAGGACCAGAUCGAGGCGAUCCACGACAUGUUCAAGGGUAAGCUCCACCUGGACCCCGACCGGCCCCGUUUGAUGGGAUCGGAGUUCGAGCUCACAAAGCUGCACCACAACGAACUGAGGGAUCUGCUCUGCAACGCCUUCGGCAUCACCAUGGGCGACGACGAGUUCCAUGUCAUCUUCCUCAAGUGCAAACAGAGGUCAGUGCGGUCACCGACAGGGUCCUACUGUCGUCAGAUGGACACGAACCGCAGCGGCAGCAUCACGUGGGACGAGGUGGUGUCGCACCUGCUGGUCAUCCGGUCGCCGCACCGGAACCCCAUCAUCCGCAUCACCUACUGGCCCGAAGUGUCCGCGGACCGUUCGUUCAACUACCUGCAGGGCAGAUUCGUCUCCGCGAGCCACGACGGCGCGGUGCAGUACUGGACCAUGGACCUGAAGCGGGAGCGGCUCGUGCAGUCCAAGACGGUGCUGCUCAAGGUGCGGCCCACGUGGGUGACGGACUUGGUGUGCAUGCCCGACGUCAACAUGAUGUGCACCAGCUCGACCGAGCGAGAGCUGCGCUUCUACGACACCAGGGCGGGCAAGUGGGAGCUGCGGGUGCUAGUCUCCGGACUGGACAAGCCGGUCGUCACGAUGUACUACCAGAUGAGCGCGCGCGCCGAGGACGAAUCCACCCUCAUCCUGGGCGACACGGGGGGCUCCGUGCGCACCUUCAACUUCAACAGCGUGCAGUGCGGCCCGUUCCGGCAGCACGUCGGCAAGGAGGCCACCCACGUCCUCUUCAGGGACCUCUGCAAGGACGGGCUGCCGGGGCUGCGCGUGGCGCACUUCCCCCGCGUGCACUCCAACUGGGUGCGGCAGGUGUACUACUACGCCUCGCUGCAGUCCAUCUUGUCGUGCGCCGCCUGCCCCAGGCCGUCGCUCUUCAUGUGCGACGCGGCGGGCACCAAGAACCAGUACGAAUACAACGUGCCCAGCGGCGUCUACUGCUUCUGCGCCUCGGAGGAGACGCACAUGAUCGCGACGGGCGGGCCCGACAGCGUGCUGCGCGUCUGGAACCCCUUCGUGUGCGACAAGCCCUCGGCCCAGCUCAUCGGGCACCACGCCGCCAUCGUGGCCAUCGUCAUCCAGGGCACCAAGAUGUUCAGCCUGGACGCCGCCAAGUGCGUGCGCGUCUGGGACGGCCGCAUCCACAGCUGCAUCCAGGCGUACUCGGCCAUGAUGGACAACAACCGACUGCCCUACGCGACGUACUACCACCCGCUGUCACGCGUGUGGAUGGUGGCGGGGCGCGACAUCCAGCUCAUCCAGCUGUGCGCCCAGCUCAACCCGGACCGCUCCGACGGCCACACGCACACCGCACCCGUCACCUGCGUCAUCUACAACACUCUCUUCAAAUGCGUGGUGACGACGGGCAUGGACUCGUGCAUCAUGGUGUGGGACCCGUGGCGCGGCUCGCGCACCCGCCUGGUGAAGCAGGCCCACUCGCUGGUGCGCUACGGGCGCGACGAGCCGGUCGAGAUCACGGCGGCCUGCUUCGACCCGCCGCAGCAGCUGCUGCUAACGGGGGCGGCCAACGGCACGCUCAAGGUCUGGAACUUCAACACGGGCAUCUGCGUGAGGAACAUGACCAUCGGCAGCAACGGGGAGGUGACGGCCGUCAUGUGGGUGCCGAUGCGCAUCCUGGCCGUGGGCUGGAACAUGCGCGUCGUGGAGUGGGCGGACGGCGGCGCGUCGCUGCGCGGCAAGAGCUGGGACCUGAAGCACACCAGCCACGUGCUGUGCGCGGACACCCGGCCGCCGGACGCGCUGGCCACGGCCACGGACAACGGCGAGCUCAUCAUGUGGCGCCUGGAGACGGGCCAGCCCUACGGCCGCUACCGCGUCGACGAGCCCGUGCACAAGUCGGGGAUGUCCCACUACGUCGAGACGGAGGUGAAGCCGCCGCGGUACUGGACACCAGUCCACAUGCCCAGAUCGACAGGGGCCCAGGGCAGGCCGCCGCGCGUGCACCAGCUGCGGUUCCUGCGCGCGCGGCCCGUGACCCGCGGCGUGGCGUCCCUGGUGGUGGCGCUGUCCACCGGCUACGUGCAGAUGUGGUCGCACCACCCCGUCGGCGGCUACCUCACCCACUUCCUGGCCGUGCACACCGUGGCCGACUACGUGCUGAGCAUGGAGACCGACCCCGAAUGCAACUUCCUCUUCACUGGGCACUCUGUCGGCUACAUCAAGAUCUGGCUGAUGUCCAACUACUGCUACCCCAACGGCCGCAACAAGCCCCUCUUCAUGCCCGCCCUCAGGAAGCAGUUUCCGUUCCUGUUCCGGGACCGCAUCCCGGGAAGGGCCAAGCGCGCCGUCAAGGCGCAGGCCCUGCCCAUGCUGCUGUCCUCCGUGCGGGCGCACCUGCAGCCCGUCACCUUCCUGCAGUACUGCCCCGACAACAAGAUCCUGUUCAGCUCGAGCGCAGACUACUCGGUGCGGCUGUGGUCCCUGUCGGGGGAGUACAUCGCCACGCUGGGGACGGCGCUGCCGUGGCCACAGCUGUCGCCGGACCUGGAGUGGGACCCGGGGGAUGAGCCACCCCGCAUCCCCGCCGACCUCAAGAGGGUGUCCUCGUCCACGAGCUUCAAGGUGAUGCGGCGCGGCCAGGUGGAGUGGCUGACGCCCACGGUGCUGGACCGCGCGGUGCGCGCCAAGAAGAUGCAGUCGCUGCGGCCCAUCACGGCCGACGACCUGUUCCCCGGCACCUACGGCCAGCGCCUCUACAAGCCGCUCAUGGGCCACUGCUACGAGCUGCCCGACAAGGCCAUCGGCUGCACGCCCACCGUCGCCCUCGAGACCGACCUGCCCAAGAUCCCCGUCUUCCACCACAUCAAGACGAUCGAGGAGCAGGACGUCUCCAGACCGCCCACCCCGGACUGCGUCCGCGCCGUCAGGACGUUCCGCAUGUCCUCCACGUCGUCCUCUCUGCCCGUCCUGCCCCGCCGCCAAGCCUCCCAGUUCCGGCGCUGAAGCCCCGGAAAGAACCAACGCG
Messenger RNA from Thrips palmi, 3233 nucleotides. It is a transcript of the gene WDY, whose product is annotated as WD repeat-containing protein on Y chromosome. The transcript is spliced from 22 exons. The record is from RefSeq and is a predicted model, not a curated record. The coding region runs from base 35 to 3211 and encodes 1058 amino acids. NCBI's taxonomy places the organism in Eukaryota, Metazoa, Arthropoda, Insecta, Thysanoptera, Thripidae. Gene Ontology annotation, molecular function: protein binding.